Messenger RNA from Centropristis striata (black sea bass), 1173 nucleotides. Its product is annotated as trace amine-associated receptor 13c-like. The record is from RefSeq and is a predicted model, not a curated record. Gene Ontology annotation, cellular component: membrane. Gene Ontology annotation, biological process: G protein-coupled receptor signaling pathway. The transcript has 2 exons. NCBI's taxonomy places the organism in Eukaryota, Metazoa, Chordata, Actinopteri, Perciformes, Serranidae. The coding region runs from base 1 to 990 and encodes 329 amino acids. Gene Ontology annotation, molecular function: trace-amine receptor activity.
AUGAAAACCCUCAAAGAAUCUGAAUUUUGCUUUCCACAUCUCCCCAACUCCUCCUGCAGAAAGAUGCAGCGUCCCCAUGCUGUGUCCAUGCUGGCUUACAUCCUGCUGUCCUCUAUCUCUCUGCUCACUGUGACUCUCAACCUGUUGGUCAUCAUCUCCAUCUCACACUUCAAGCAGCUCCACACUCCCACCAACCUCCUCCUCCUCUCUCUGGCUGUCUCAGAUUUCUUUGUGGGUCUCCUCAUGUUCUUUCAAAGUAUGGUUACAGAUGGCUGUUGGUUCCUUGGUUACCUCAUGUGUAUUCUGUAUUAUGUUCUUGACUAUAUUAUUACCUCUGCAUCUAUAGGUACAAUGGUGCUCAUAUCCAUUGACCGCUAUGUGGCUAUUUGUGAGUCUCUGCAUUACGUCGACAAAGUCACACAAAAAAGAGUUCAAGUCUGUGUUUGUCUAUGUUGGAUAUUUGCUGUUCUUUUUCACAGUCUGCUGCUAAAGGAAAACCUAAAACAUCCAGGCAGGUAUAACUCUUGUAUUGGAGAGUGUGUGGUUGUUAUUGGUUAUGUUGCAGGGAUUGCAGAUCUUUUUCUGUCUUUUCUCGGUCCGGUCACUGUCAUCAUAGUUCUGUAUUUGAGAGUGUUUGUGGUGGCUGUGUCUCAGGCUCGUGCCAUGAGGUCUCAUGUUGCAGCUGUCACAGUCCAACAAUCAGUCAAAAUAACUGUGAUGAAAUCUGAGCUGAAAGCAGCCAGGACUCUUGGUGUUGUUAUUGUUGUGUUUCUUAUAUGUGUCUGCCCAUAUUUUUGUAUGACACUAACAGGCCAGGACACCAUGCUCAAUGCUUCAACUAAUGCCUUUGUAAUAUGUUUGUUUUAUGUUAACUCCUGUCUGAACCCUCUGAUCUAUGCCCUUUUUUACCCGUGGUUCAGAAAAUCUAUUAAGCUGAUUGUUACACUAAAGAUCCUGCAGGCUGACUCCUGUGACGCCAUCAUGGCAUAGAGAGUGGGAAGCCACUGUCAUGAAGUCUUAUGAGUCAGUAAAAUAUAUUUAGGGAUCCGUGGACAAGUAAAAAAAAAUGCAGUUGGCGUUGAAGAUCUCUGACAAUAUGUGGUGGUUCACAGACUGCGUGCAUGAAAGAAACACUAAUUACAUUAUGCUCAUAUAUUGCAUUCUCACAUAUGC